Messenger RNA from Archocentrus centrarchus (flier cichlid), 3098 nucleotides. It is a transcript of the gene zbedx, whose product is annotated as zinc finger BED-type containing X. NCBI's taxonomy places the organism in Eukaryota, Metazoa, Chordata, Actinopteri, Cichliformes, Cichlidae. Gene Ontology annotation, molecular function: DNA binding. The coding region runs from base 178 to 2082 and encodes 634 amino acids. The record is from RefSeq and is a predicted model, not a curated record. The transcript has 2 exons.
CGAUGGUGUCGGCUCCUUCUUCGUUUUAUGGAAAGCAGCUGAACAAAGGCCUGCCCCUUUUUCAUGAGGAUUGCUCUACCGCCAUCGUUACUUUACGUGUAAUCACGAUUACUAAAUCGGAUUACGAUACUUUUAUUACAUUUCAAGGCAUAAAUAACGGUAGAGACAGAAUCCGAAAUGGAUGCGGACCACCAAGAAACCAGCGGCGAGACCAAAUCGGCCAUUAAUACUUGGCGUUAUCGCCACCAUUUCACGUACAAGGCAGAUCAAGGAAAAAAUAUCAUCGUCCAGUGUAAUCUGUGCUUGCCGAGGGUUAACCUGCUGUCCACGUCAAAAACCUCCACAUCAAACCUAAAGAAACAUUUAGACAGAACACACUUAGGCUGUGAAGCCAGGCCUGAUGCCAAGAGAGGAAGGAAAAAAGAAGAAUAUAACGGUGAGGAAAGCAGACACUGCCAGCUCAAAAAGCUCAAAGCAGAAAUCAUCUCCAAAUGCCUGACCCAGGCAAAGAUCGAUGAUUUGAUCUUCAGUUUCAUUGUGGAGGAUUGUCAAUCGUUUUAUGUGCUGGAGCAGCCUGGCUUCAGGAAGCUGAUUGCUGGUUUAACUGAAGGGCUCAAAUCCAUGGACAGGGUGACCCUGUUUACUAAAGUGGACCAGAGUUUCUCCAGGAUGCGGGAAGAGCUGAUGUCCAAACUCAGUAAUGUGCAGUACGUGUGCACCACAGCGGACAUCUGGACAGCCCACAACAGGAGCUUCUUUGGGAUGACCUGCCACUGGAUUGAUAUGGAUUCUUUGGAGAGGAAAUCUGCUGCUCUGGCAUUUGCACGGCUGCAGGGCAGGAUCACGUAUGACACCAUCGCCGGGCGCAUACACGAUGUCCACGUGGCCUACAAUAUUGAGAGUAAAGUUCAAACGACGGUCACUGACAAUGGCAGCCCCUUUAUCAGUGUCUUCAGAGAGUUCGCGCUGGACAGCCAGGAAAGCGAUGAUGACAUUGGUUUCUACGAGAACGUGAGCACCGUGCUCGAGGGUGAGCCGGAGCAGGACAUGCUGCUGUUUCUGCCCACUGUGCAGCGCUGUGCAUCACACACCCUUGAGCAGAUUGUCACUGAGGACUUCUGGCAGGCUGUGUCACAGGGGCCCAUGUGCCAGCUACAUUUUAGUUCUAUGGCUAAAGUGUUUGCCAUAUGGAGCAAGUGCCACCAUCUCCAGGUCGGAAUGGACGCGGCGGAGGAGAUAGGAAAGAUGGCGCUUGUUGUCCCCGCUGUUAUACGUUGGAAUGUGGAGUACUGUGCUGUGCAGAAGAUCGUCUCUCUCAGUGAGCGGGAGCUGACGGAGCUCUGCGCUCGCCUCGAGGUCCCACGCUUCCAGCCAGAGGAGAUGGCCUUUUUGAAAGAAUAUGUGACUGUGUUUCACCCGCUCGCAUUUGCACUUGAACUUUUCCAGGCGGAGCAGAAAUGUUACCUGGGCCUGGUCAUCCCAACAGUACUUAGUCUGAAGAACAAGUUAAAUGAGCAGAAAGAUGCAGCAAACUACUUUGGCGAUGCCAUCAACACCAUUGCAAUGGCUAUUGAUGUGCGGUUCCAGGAACUGUUUGCCAGCACAGAAGCAAAGAUUGCGACUGCAACGACUCCUCAGUUUCGCUUGUGGUGGAUGGCUGCCUCCGAGAGGGAGGAGAUGUGCAGCCUGCUGGCCUCGGAGGCGUCCCAGAUGGAUCCCUGUAGUGUAAGCGAGGCGAACACCAGCCGCAAUCUGUCCACCAUUGAAUCAGAAGAUGACUUCUUUAGCUACGGGUCUGUGAAACCGGCUGCCCAGAUCCAGCAGCGGGGAGUGAUGGAGGAAAUCCGGAAGUAUGUAGAAGGAACAGGGAAAAGCCUCGAGUGCUUGCAGGACUUCCCGAGAGUCAAGCAGCUUUUCUUAAAAUACAACACCACCCUGCCCUCCACGGCCCCCGUCCAGCGUCUCUUCAGUCAGAAGGGCAACCUGGUCACCUCACAGAGAAACUUUCUGACUGACGACUAUUUCGAACGCAUUCAGCUUUUGAGAUAUAACAGCAACCUUUGCCCUUUGGUCACCGAGUGAAUGCUAAUGGCUGCCUCAGCCUUUUAACUGAUGAAAAAAAUCAGAUCAUAUUGUUUUAAUCAUCACAGGAGAACACUGAAUAAUAUCUAAUUUCAGGCACUUUAGCCCGGAUGUGCUUUCUAAUAUUUAUCACCUGCCUGUUUUGAUUGACACACCAUACGUCUCCCACUCCAGAAUGGCCUAAUGAAAACAUCUGAUUGACAAUCAUGGACACAGAUAUUCAGACUGAACAGACUGACAAAAAGCGUCUUUUUAUGUGUGCUAUUAUUGUGAUUUGAUGUAGCCACGGGGUUAAACUGAAGUGAUUUUUGUCUUUCAGUUAUAGUUUUUUCUACAGCUGUUCAGUCAGUGCAUCUCCUGUCUGUAUAUUUUAUAUCAUGCAUAAAGCAACAAGAAAAGACCCCUUGUUGUGUCUCUCCUUCCCCCCCUCCAUGAAACUCAAUUGGAAGCCACAAGUAAUUAGAUUAGUGAUGGAAUGAGAUCGGCUGCCUUAUUUGCAUGCAGCCCUGAAUGCAUUCAGCAAACACUGAUUGUGGUUUCAAAAGUGUCCGGAUGCGUUUGUGUGUGAGGAAGAUACAGAACAUGCAAACGGCAAAAUUCCAGUGGUGCACGUUCCCAAGCGUAUUCUUUGCCAUGUGCCCGGAUGUCAGCUAAGAGUUUUCGUCUUGCCAGACAGCUGCCUGGAGACCAACAGGAGGCUGUCAGAGAAUACAAACACAGGCUCUGUCUGGACCCGAGCUGUCGAAGACAUGACACUUGUGAAAAUGCAAAACAAGCCCGCUGAGAGCCUGGGAAAAAAUAAACCUUGGGAAUGGGUUUUUCUUCAGUAUAUUAUUCCUAAAUAUAUUCUAUGAGUGAUUUUUCUGUAAGUUUGCCUACAGCAGUCACAAAGGAUUAAACAGACUUGAAACUGCGGUGCAUCUGUUCCUCUUCGGAAACAGUGAAUUGGGAUUCUGUUCAACAGCACAACUUCUGAUGGGGGGAAAACGCAGCUCAGACAACUGAUUGCAGAGGAA